Messenger RNA from Hypoxylon trugodes, 1794 nucleotides. RefSeq names its product carbohydrate-binding module family 1. Gene Ontology annotation, molecular function: hydrolase activity, hydrolyzing O-glycosyl compounds; cellulose binding. Lineage: Eukaryota; Fungi; Ascomycota; Sordariomycetes; Xylariales; Hypoxylaceae. Gene Ontology annotation, biological process: carbohydrate metabolic process. Bases 410 to 1672 code for a protein of 420 amino acids. Gene Ontology annotation, cellular component: extracellular region. The record is from RefSeq and is a predicted model, not a curated record. The transcript has 4 exons.
UGGCUUUUUAUAAUUCCGUUCCUCACUUUACCGUGUGGGGAAUCCACAGGGUGAUACCGGGGGCUCCUCGAUCUCUCGUUGCAUUGCAUCCGUAGAGGCGAUCCUACUUCCAGGGCACCAAGAUGAUUGGAGGACUAUAACUAUAUAAUCGAUAAAAUCAAAACAGCCUUUCUCCAAAUGUAUGGAUGGAGCACUAUGAUCCGCCUUGACCGAGGAGCUACCAACCUAGACUUCACCCGCGAUGGUGGGACAGCCAAACAUCGGCCAGACGGGCUACAGCCAUUAUAUAAAUAUCUAGGUCUAGUCGAUUACGUAUCUAAAAUAUUUGGUUAUAAGUAGUACCCAAGGUCUUCAUAGUAAGUUCUCCGUGUGAAGGAGCUAACCUGGAACCCGUCCAUCAACAAUCAAAAUGAAGUAUCUCGGUGCAGGACUCCUCUCCCUCGCCGGCGCUGUCUCGGCCGAAGUACAAUUAUGGGCACAAUGUGGCGGCCAAGGUUUCACGGGAGAGUCGGCUUGCCCUUCGGGCUCUAGCUGCCAACCUACAAACCAGUGGUACUCGCAAUGCGUUCCCAUCCCCGAAUCAAGCGCCGUCGCAACUAGCUCCAAAACCGCCGUGUCCCCCAAGGCUACCGGCUUCGCGAAGACAGACGGUCUACUAUUCAAUAUCGACGGGGAGACCAAGUACUACGCAGGUACCAACAGCUACUGGAUCAGCUUCCUAACGAACAAUGCGGACGUGGAUAAGACGCUAGACGAGUUGGUCAAGGCCGGCCACAAGAUCCUGCGUGUCUGGGGUUUCAACGACGUCACUUCUCAACCCGGGUCCGGCACGGUGUACUUUCAAUACCUAUCCGCCCGCGGCUCGACUAUCAAUACCGGCGCGAAUGGUCUGCAGCGCCUAGACUACGUGGUCUCAGCAGCGGAGAAGCGAGGUAUUAAGUUAAUCAUCAACUUCGUGAAUAACUGGGGUGAUUACGGUGGUAUAGCUGCUUACGUAACGGCCUUCGGCGGCAGCGCAAAGACAUGGUACACCAACACCGCCGCGCAGACGCAAUACAAAGCGUACAUCAAAGCCGUCGUAUCUCGCUACGCCAACUCGAGCGCCGUGUUUGCAUGGGAACUCGCCAAUGAGCCGCGCUGCAACGGCUGCGAGACCAGCGUGCUGACUAACUGGGCUAAGACGACGUCUGAAUACGUUAAGAGCCUGGAUCCGGAUCAUAUGGUCACUUUGGGAGAUGAGGGAUUCGGACUCGCUGGAGAUGGAAGCUAUCCGUACCAGUUUGGUGAGGGCUUGGAUUUCGCGGCGAAUCUGAAGAUUGAGACUCUGGAUUUUGGAACUUUCCAUUUGUACCCUAGUACUUGGGGUACUGAGUAUGAUUGGGGGAAUGGUUGGAUUGAGGCCCAUGGAAAGGCUUGUGCUGCGGCGGGAAAGCCGUGUUUGUUUGAAGAAUAUGGAUCCUCAACGGACCACUGUGGUAUCGAAGGCAAAUGGCAGAACACGUCGCUCUCUACUAAGGGUCUGGCUGCGGACUUGUUCUGGCAACUUGGAACUACGCUUAGCACGGGUCAAACACACAAUGAUGGGUUUACUAUCUACACCGGCUCCUCGGAGUGGACGUGCCUGGUUACGAAUCAUGUUUCUGCUAUCAAAUCGGCGGGUAAGAAGUCAUGAUAGUCCUGUAAAUACCUAGGUAGCAUAAGAUAAAUUCCACCUAUUGGGCGAUUAUUGUAAUAUACCUGAUAGCAGUAUAUGCAAUAGCAAGUCAAUCCCAAGGUCGAGAGGGCUUGCAAUUU